CCCUCGCCUCAGCCCCAGCGCCCCUCGGCUACCCUCGGCCCCGCCCACAGCACCACCCACCCUCGGCAGCCCCAACGCCCGCCUGGGCCAGGGCCACAGCCCCUGGCUUGCUUGCCUAGGCCCACCGGCUUCCGGCCCGCCCCCUAUGGGCCCCGGCUAGAGGCACUGCCGCUGCUGGCCAGGAGAGCCGCCAUGCUGGCUUGGAGGAAGCCGGUGCUGCAAGUGCUCACCAUCAACCCUGCCAUCACCAAGGGCCCAUCCCCCACCAGCGAGGGUGCCUCCGAGGCAAACCUGGUGGACCUGCAGAAGAGGCUGAAGAAGCUGCAACUUGAUGAGCAGCAGAAGAGGAGGCUGCAAGCCUUCCUCACCCAGAAAGCCAAGGUUGGCAAACUCAAAGAUGAUUACUUCAAAAGGAUCUCAGAGCUGGGCAUGGACAACAGCAGGGUGGUCACCAAAGUCCAGCACAGACCCUUGGGACUCAUCAUGGCCAGGAAGCUGAUCCACCUUGAAAUCAAGCUGGCCAUCUGGAACCAGAUCAUCUGUGAGCUGCAGGUCCUGCUCCAGUGCAACUUACCAUACAUCAUGGGCUUCUACGGGGCCUUCUACAAUGACGGCUCCAUCUGCAUGGAGCACACGGAUGGUAGCUCCCUGGACCAGGUGCUGAAAGAGGCCAAGAGGAUUCCCGAGGAGAUCCUGGGGAAAGUCAGCACUGUGGUCCUCUGGGGCUUGGGGUACCUCUGAGAGAAGCACCAGAAUCACGCACGAGAUGUGAAACCCUCCAACAUCCUGGUGAACUCCAGAGGGGAAAUCAAACUGUGCGACUUAGGGGUGAGCAGGCAGCUCAUCGACUCCAUAGCCAGCUCCUUUGUGGGCACACGCUCCUACAUGGCUCUGGAGCGGUUGCAGUGCAUGCAUUACUCCGUGCAGUACGACAUCUGGAGCAUGGGCCUGUCCCUGGUGGAUCUGCCCUUUGGAAGAUACACCAUCCCUCCCACCUGACACCAAGGCCGGCCUGUGGUCAACGGGGCAGGAGGAGAGCCUCAUAGCAUCUCGCCUCGGCCGAGACCCCCCAGGCACCCCAUCAGAGGUCAUGGGAUGGACAGCCAGCCCGCCAUGGCCAUCUUCGAACUGCUGGACUAUAUUGUGAAUGAGCCACCUCCUAAGCUGCCCAAUGUUGUGUUCACCCUGGACUUCCAGGAGUUUGUCAAUAAAUGCCCCACCAAGAACCCAGCGGAGUGGGCGGACCUGAAGAUGCUCACAAACCACGCCUUCAUCAAGCGGUCUGAGGUGGAAGAAGUGGAUUUUGUUGCCUGGUUGUGUAAAACCCUGUGGCUGAAGCAGCCCAGCACACCCACACACACACUCACCGUCGCGUGACAGUGGCCAAGCUCCCCUUGUCCCACUGAUGACCUGCCCACCAUCCCUGUCCACGCCCCGCCCUUCCAGCUGA
Messenger RNA from Cebus imitator (Panamanian white-faced capuchin), 1450 nucleotides. Its product is annotated as dual specificity mitogen-activated protein kinase kinase 2-like. Gene Ontology annotation, biological process: protein phosphorylation. The coding region runs from base 193 to 741 and encodes 182 amino acids. The transcript has a single exon. NCBI's taxonomy places the organism in Eukaryota, Metazoa, Chordata, Mammalia, Primates, Cebidae. The record is from RefSeq and is a predicted model, not a curated record. Gene Ontology annotation, molecular function: protein kinase activity; ATP binding.